AGGGCAAGUUUUUCUUCCCAUACUGUACGUCUUUCACUGAUGAUAAUAAUCAGUCGGAAACUGACUCUACACAUUCGACAGAAUGUAUCGAAACUGUUGACCAACCUUCCAAAAAAUCAGUAAAAUGGGAACUACGCUCUUCCAAUGCGAACAAAAAGAUUUCUGACUUGGCAUCAACCAACUUAAAUCUUCCAACUUUUGAAGAUCAAAAGUAA
Molecule: messenger RNA, 215 nt
Organism: Paraglomus brasilianum
Lineage: Eukaryota; Fungi; Glomeromycota; Glomeromycetes; Paraglomerales; Paraglomeraceae
Source: the annotation of a GenBank genome assembly